Molecule: messenger RNA, 11234 nt
Organism: Scylla paramamosain (green mud crab)
Lineage: Eukaryota; Metazoa; Arthropoda; Malacostraca; Decapoda; Portunidae
Gene: CadN
Product: neural-cadherin-like
Exons: 28
Coding region: 91-7926 (2611 amino acids)
Biological process (GO): cell-cell junction assembly; adherens junction organization; multicellular organism development
Cellular component (GO): adherens junction; catenin complex; plasma membrane
Molecular function (GO): calcium ion binding; cadherin binding
Source: RefSeq, a predicted model, not a curated record
AUGAGAAAGCUGAAGUGUGACUCCUAAUUCUAACCCUUAAAUAAUGAGUAACCUGUAAUAUCAAUAACUGGAUGAACAGCUGUGAACUAGAUGGACUUGCCAGCACUAAUCUUUGUCUCUCCCUCCUCUUUCUCCCUCCACUCGUGCCGCUAUGCCCCGGCUCACCCCGGCUUCCCCUGGCUCCCAGGCGUUAGUUACACGGACAACCAACGCGUCAUUCUACAGAUCACCGACGUCAAUGAUGAACCACCAUAUUUCAUCAAUCGGCCACUACCCAUGCAGGCUGUGGUGAAGCUGAAUGCUGCGCCCAACACCCCUGUGUUCACCCUGCAGGCGCGGGACCCUGACAAGGACCAUGACAUCCACUACUUCCUUGUCCGUGACAGAACUGGUGGACGCUUUGAGGUGGAUGAGAAAUCAGGUGUGGUGCGGACACGAGGCUCGGAGAUGUUCCAGCUGGACAUGGAGUACGUGCUGUAUGUGAAGGCAGAGGACCAGAAUGGCAGGAUUGAUGACAAGCACUUCCAGUCAACCCCUGAGGAGAGACUGUCCAUUGUGGGAGGAAAGAGACCCCCUCAGUUUUACCUUCCUAAGUAUGAGAAAACUAUCCCAGAAAAUACUGCAAAGGAUGCUGACAUUAUCUCUGUGAAGGCGAAAUCUUUUGCUGACCGGGAGAUCCGCUACACACUGAAGGCUAAGGGUCAGGGUGCUGGCACCUUCAACAUUGGCCCCAACUCAGGCAUUGUCAAGCUGGCCAAGGAGCUGGACUUUGAGGACGUGCGUCAGCCUCACAUCUACCAGCUCGUCGUCACAGCAACGGAGGACUCGGGUGGUUUCUCUACUUCUGUCGAUCUGACCAUAAAAGUGACAGACGUGAAUGACAACCCACCCAAGUUUGAUCUGCCAGACUACCAGGCCCACAACAUUGAUGAGGACAUUCCUAUUGGCUCCUCAAUACUCAGGGUGAAAGCUCGGGAUGAUGACUCAGGGACCAACGCAGAGAUCACUUACUCUGUAUCAGAUGACCACUAUCGUGUUGACAACAAAGGAAUCAUUUACAAUCGCAAAACUCUUGAUGCUGAUGACAACAAUGCUUAUUAUGAGUUCACAGUCACAGCCACUGACAGAGGUGAGCCAGCCAAGGAGGGAACAGCCACCAUUCGCAUCUACACCAAGAACAAGAAUGAUGAAGAACCCAAUUUCUCUCAGCAAGUGUACACUCCAAACGUUGAUGAGAACGCUGGGCCCAACACACUGGUGACUACUGUGGUGGCAUCAGACAAGGAUGGUGACAAUGUAGAGUUUGGCUUUGUUGGUGGCGCUCGGAAAUCAGGCCAGUUUGUGAUUGAGAAAAUGACCGGUGUGAUCCGAUUACACAAUGGAGCGAUAUCCCUUGACCGAGACAAGUAUGAGCUUAACGUCACGGCAGUUGAUGAUGGCAAUUGCUGCCCAGGCGGCCAGAACUCCCGUCACACCUCCACUGCUGUUGUCGUCGUCUUCAUCACUGACGUCAAUGAUAACAAACCAAUGUUCAAGGACUGUCCAACUUACCAUGCCAAAGUGGAGGAGUCUGCCCCCAAUGGCUCUCCUGUCAUCACUGUCCAUGCCACAGAUGAGGACAAGGGUGUCAAUGGUCAGGUUCGCUACAGCAUUGUGCAGCAGCCCAACCAGAAAGGCACCAAAUUCACUGUGGAUCCUGAGACUGGAGCUGUGACAACCAACAAGGUGUUUGAUCGUGAGGGUGAAGACGGAAAGUUUGUCUCGGUGACAGUGAAAGCAACAGACAAUGGAGACCCAUCGCUGGAGGGUGUUUGUUCCUUCACGGUGGAGAUAACAGACAUCAACGACAAUCCUCCACUGUUUGAUCGACAAAAAUAUAUUGAAAACGUAAAGCAAGAUACAAACGUGGGUACAAAUAUUCUUCGAGUGUCAGCCUCAGAUGAAGAUGCAGAUAAUAACGGAGCCAUUGUGUACAACCUGACGGCAGCCUCCAACCCUGGCGACCUUGAGUACUUUGAGGUGCAGCCAGAAUCUGGAUGGAUCAUACUGAAGAAACCACUCGACUCAUGUCCACCUGUUAUAAGAAAGUGUGUGCCACGAGAAUCGUACCGGCUGACGGCCGUAGCUCAGGACCAAGGGUUCCCUCCACUGUCUCGCACGGUGGACGUUCAGAUUGAUGUAGUGGAUCGCGCCAACAACCCUCCUGUAUGGACCCAGUCCAUCUAUGGCCCCAUUUACAUCAAAGAAAACUUGCCAGUAGGGGCAGGAGUUAUCUCAGUGAAGGCCAGCUCCGGCAUAAAAGAUAACCCCGUGGUGUUCUAUCGCAUCAUCCGAGGGUCCACAGCUCAGACCAACAAGCACGACACCUUUUACUUACAACAACGGCCAGACAAUGGAGACACUUGGGCUGAUAUCAAAGUGAACCAUCCACUGGACUACGAGAGCAUAAAGGAGUACAACUUGACUGUCCGUGUGGAAAACAACGGGCCACAGCAGCUGGCCUCUGAGGCAACCAUUUAUGUGGUGCUGGAGGAUGUUAAUGAUGAGAUUCCACUGUUCACUGAGCGAGAGCAAGAGACUGUGCUUGAGGGAGAACCCAUUGGGACCAAAGUAACACAGGUCAAUGCUAUUGACAAGGAUGGGACUUAUCCCAACAAUGAGGUGCUGUACAGGAUAGUCGACAGCCCACGGAAUGAAGGCAGGGACUUCUAUGAAAUCAGAGAACGCACGGGAGAAAUUUUUACCCGAGUGGAGUUCGAUCGUGAGGAGAAACAGGCGUACGCACUGGAGGUGGAGGCGCGCGAUGGAGCAGCCUCCGCUCGACCCAACGCCAACGGCAGACCCAACACAGUGACCAAGUUCAUCCGUAUCGGCAUUGCGGACAAGAAUGACAACCCUCCGUUCUUUGACAAGACACUGUACGAGGCUGAGGUGGAUGAGAAUGAGGACAUCCAGCACACUGUUCUCACUGUCACUGCCAAGGAUCUUGAUGAAUCCUCACGCAUUCGAUAUGAGAUCACAAAUGGCAACAUUGGUGGAGCUUUUGCGGUAAAGAACAUGACUGGAGCGAUUUAUGUCGCUGGCUCACUGGAUUAUGAAACAAGGAAACGGUAUGAACUUAAACUUGUGGCAUCAGACAACCGCAACGAGAACCACACCACUGUUGUCAUUCAUGUCAAAGAUGUGAAUGACAACCCACCCUUGUUUGACCGGCCACUCUAUGAGACGCAGAUCACAGAGGAAGAUGAUCGCAGCCUGCCUAAAAAUAUUCUUCAGGUUGUGGCCACUGAUGGCGACCGCGACCGUGAGCAGGACAUCGUGUACUUCCUCACAGGUCAAGGCAUCUAUGUGGAGAACCCCGACCAGUCACAGUUUGAAGUGAAUCGCACUUCAGGAGAGAUCUUUGUCAGAAAGCCUCUGGAUCGGGACCACCCCAAGGGUCGACCACAGUGGAGGUUCACUGUGUUUGCACAAGAUGAGGGAGGCAGCGGUCUGGUGGGCUACGCUGACGUCCAGGUCAACUUGAAGGACAUCAAUGACAACGCCCCAACCUUCCCUCAGAUGGUCUACUUUGGCAACGUGACAGAGAAUGGGACACAAGGCAUGGUGGUGAUGACAAUGACAGCUGAAGAUUAUGAUGAUGCCAAUGAGGGAAGCAAUGCAAAACUCACUUACUCCAUUGAGAAGAAUGUGAUUGAUGAGAACACUGCCACACCCAUCUUUGAGAUUGAGCCUGACACUGGUGUGAUCAAGACAGCGGUGUGUUGCCUCGACAGAGAGAAGACUCCUGACUACUCCAUUCAGGUGGUGGCUGUAGAUGGAGGAGGACUCAAAGGGACUGGCACAGCAAGUAUCAGAGUGCGUGACAUAAACGAUAUGCCACCAAGGUUCACCAAAGAGGAGUGGCAGACAGAGGUUGCUGAGACUGAAGGAGCCAUUCUACCUGACCAGGCUAUUCUUACAGUCACAGUUCAUGAUGAGGAUGAAACAAAUAAAUUCCAUUACAAGGUUAUUGAAUCUUCUGGCUAUGGUGCAGACAAGUUCACGAUGGUGAGGAACAAUGAUGGCACAGGCUCUCUCAAGAUUGUUCAGCCCCUGGACUACGAGGACCCAAUGCAGCGAGGUGGAUUCAGGUUCAAGAUUCAAGUGAAUGAUAAGGGAGAAGAUAAUGAUGCAGAGAAGUACCAUGUUGCUUACUCAUGGGUCAAAGUGGAGCUGCGAGACAUCAACGACAACAAGCCCCAGUUUGUCAAGCCCAACAUUGAAGUGCCUGUGUUUGAGAAUGCUGAGAUUGGGAAGAGUCUGGAGACUUUCAAGGCCACAGACCCAGACCAGGGCGGGCAAAGCAAAGUGCAGUAUGCCAUUGACCGUACGUCUGACCGGAGGAGGCAGUUUGCCAUCGACGCCGCAGGAACAGUGAAGAUCCAGCGAAGCUUAGACAGGGAGGAAAAUCCCCGCCACUCAGUAAAGAUCUUGGCCAUUGAUGAUGGCACACCAGCAAAGACUGCCACAGCAACACUCACUGUCAUUGUCCAAGACAUCAAUGACAACUCACCAAGGUUCCUGAAGGAUUACCGCCCAGUCCUGCCGGAGAACACAUCUCCCAGAAAAAUUGUUGAAGUCUUGGCCACUGAUGAUGAUGAUCGCUCAAAGGGCAAUGGACCUCCCUUCCACUUCAGAAUGGACUCAACUGCUUCAGAUGAAAUCCGAGCCUCCUUCAAGGUGGAGCACAUCCCAAAGGGGGCCAAUGGAGAUGGCAUGGCAGUCAUCUCCUCUUUACGCACCUUUGAUAGGGAAGUUCAAAAAGAAUACCAUGUACCCAUUGUGAUCAAGGAUGCUGGCACACCACAGAUGACAGGCACGUCAACCCUCACCAUCAUCAUUGGAGAUGAAAACGACAACAAAAUGCAGCCCGGCUCAAAGGAAAUAUUUGUUUAUAACUAUAAAGGUCAAGCACCAGAAACACCCAUUGGGCGAGUCUAUGUGUAUGACUUGGAUGACUGGGAUCUGCCUGACAAGAAGUUCAACUGGGCCAUUGAGGCGCAUCCAAACUUCAAACUGAACGAAGAUGACGGCAUGAUCACCAUGAAGCGCGGCACUGGUGACGGCAAAUUCUUCCUGCAGUUCCACGUGUAUGACCGCAAACACACCCAGACUGAUGUGGAGGCCAACGUGACUGUGACAGUAAAGGAGAUCCCGGAGAUUGCAGUCAUUAAUUCAGGCUCCAUUCGAAUUGCCAACAUGACAGAUGAAGAUUUCAUCAGAAUAUGGAACUAUAAAUCCCAGCGAGUGGUGCGCAGCAAGGCGGACAUAUUCCGGGAAAAGAUUGCACGGCUGAUGGGGACAAAGGUGGAGAAUGUGGAUGUGUUUAGCAUACAGCUCAAACAACUCCGGCCUCCAGUCACAGACAUACGUUUCUCAGCACACGGUUCACCUUACUAUCAGCCUAUCAAGCUGGAUGGAUUGGUCCUCCAGCACCGAGCUGACAUAGAGGCUGAGGUGGGCAUCAACAUUACUAUGGUGGGCAUUGAUGAGUGCCUGUAUGAGAAUGUUGCAUGUGAAGGGUCUUGCACCAACCACUUAGUCAUCUCCAAUCUGCCCUACAUGGUCAAUGCCAAUAAAACUGCUUUGGUUGGUGUGCGAACUGAAGUUGUGCCAGAGUGUACUUGUGGUGCCAGGAACUUCACCCAAGAGGAAUCCUGCCGGCCAAACCCGUGCUACAAUGGCGGGCGCUGCAUUGAGGGCAAGUCUGGGGUGCACUGCAGGUGUCCAGAUGGGUAUGAUGGACCUCGCUGCCAGAUGGUGACUCGCACCUUCAGAGGAAAUGGGUUUGCCUGGUUCCCUCCCUUUAAGAUGUGUGACAGCUCCCACAUCAGUCUUGAGUUCCUCACCAGGCGUCCUGAAGGUCUCCUUUUCUACAAUGGUCCCAUAACUCCCCCAGAGCCAGAUGAGGUAAUUGUAUCAGACUUCGUUGCCUUGGAGCUUGAAAAUGGUCGACCCAGACUCCUCAUAGACUUUGGGUCCGGAACUCUUCAGCUACGAGUAAACACAAAAGUCAGCCUGAAUGAUGGCAAGUGGCACCGCAUCGACAUCUUCUGGGACACUGAGAUGGUGAGAAUUGAUGUGGAUCACUGUGUAGCAGCAGAAGUUCAGGAGCCUGAAGAUGGCAGUGAUCCUAUCUUUGAGGCAUCAGGCUGUCAGGCCUCUGGAUCCAUUCCUCCCUUCAAUGAGUACCUUAAUGUCAAUGCUCCCCUGCAAGUGGGAGGCCGUGCUCAUGAACCACCAGACCCAAGCCUGUACAAGUGGUCGCACGUUCCUCAUGGCAAAUUCUUCAGUGGUUGCAUCAGAAACCUCAUGGUGAACAGCGAGCUGUAUGACCUGGCUCGGCCUGGCCAGCACCGCAACACCCAGAUGGGCUGUCCCCAGCUAGAGGAAGCCUGCCGCAGCAAUUCUAUAGUACCCACUUGUGGACCCAAUGGAGUUUGCUCAGGUUCUCUCUCCCAACCAGUGUGCAAAUGUAAACCUGGCUGGACAGGACCCACGUGUGAUGAACCCACAAACUCCUCCUACUUUGAGACGCAGUCCUAUGUGAAAUAUGCUCUUUCUUUCAAACCUAAUGCAUUCAGUACUGAAAUUCAGCUGAGGUUCCGCACCUGGCAGGAGUAUGGGGAGCUGUUCAGAAUAUCUGAUCAGCACAACAGGGAAUAUGGCAUCCUUGAGAUCAAGGACGGAAGGUUACGUUUCCGAUACAACCUCAAUAGUCUAAGAACAGAAGAACAUGACUUGUGGCUGUCAGCAGUAGCUGUGAAUGACGGCAUCUGGCACUCAGUCCUGGUUGAGCGCCAUGGAUCCACCUCCACUCUGAUGCUGGACGGAGGCGAGGGGCGUCGCUACAAUGAGACCAUGGCUUUCUCUGGCCACAUGUUGAUGGACGUUGACAAACAAGAAGGGGUGUAUGCUGGAGGCAAGGCAGAGUACACAGGCAUCCGAACAUUUGAGGUGUACAAUGAUUACAAACUGGGUUGUCUUGAUGACAUCCGCCUGGAGGGUAAGCACCUGCCGCUGCCUCCUGGUCUUAAUGGCACCCAGUGGGGCCAGGCUACCAUGUUCCGCAAUCUUGUCAAGAAUUGCAUCUCCCAGAACCAGUGUGUCAAUGUCACCUGCUUGGCUCCCUUCACCUGCAAGGACCUGUGGAUGAAACAUGAGUGUGGAUGUGAGGAUGGUACAAUCCUCUCUAGUGAUGAGGCGGCCUGUGUGGAUUUGGACGAGUGUUUGAAUGACCCAUGUCAGAAUGGAGGGACUUGCCAUAACCAGGAACCAUCUUAUAUAUGUGAUUGUCCUCGAGGCUAUUAUGGCAAAAACUGUGAGCUCCUUCAAGAGGGCAGGACAGUGCGCCUUAGUUUGGGUGCUUUGGCUGCAAUUCUGGUCUGCCUCUUGAUAAUCUUGGUGCUGGUGUUGGUGUUUGUGGUGUACAACCGGCAAAAGGAGCGCCACUUCCCCAAGGCUGACCCAUAUGAUGAUGUGCGUGAGAACAUCAUCAACUACGAUGAUGAAGGAGGUGGAGAGGACGACAUGACUGCCUUCGACAUCACCCCGCUGCAGAUCCCUGUUGGGCCAGCCAUUGGGAACGGUGGACCACUACUUGGAAAGAUGCCAUAUGGCCCUGGUGGGCAGCCAGAUGUUGGAGUUUUCAUCAGUGAGCACAAGAACAAGGCUGACAAUGAUCCCAAUGCUCCACCAUUUGACGACCUGCGGAACUAUGCCUAUGAGGGCGGUGGCUCCACUGCUGGAUCACUCUCCUCUCUGGCUUCAGGUACUGAUGACAACGAACAAGAUUUUGAUUACUUGAAUAACUGGGGUCCACGCUUCAGCAAGCUGGCUGACAUGUACGGCCACGGGGAGUCUGAGGAGGAGGAGGACCACUAAGCCUGCUGCUGGAGCCUUGCUGUGAAGUUCACCUUGUUACUCGAGAGAUUCUGUGUGCCAGCAGAGAGCAAUGUUUUUAUUUUUAAAGCUAGGAGGACUCUGGUCGGGGGGAGGGAACCGUCCCUCUGUCUUAAGGUAAUAUGGGGGUCAAUGUGGAGAGAUGUUCUGCCUCAAAAAGUAAUUUAGCAUGUUGCCUUAAAUGGAGAUAUUAAUGUCAGCAGUAUCAGAUUAGAUAUUAGAUCUUGAAUCACAUCAGUACGAAAAUUAAUUGCUCUAAAAUAUUACUGGUGCUAUAUCCUUCUCUUUGGAUCAUGGUGGUGUGAUAAAAGAAUUAAUAUUCUCUGGUGUCAUGUGAUAAAGGUGGAAUAUAGGUCAUUUAGGUAAUAACUACCAGUGUUUAUGAAAUGGCAUUUUGAAAGUGUCAUUGCAUUGCCUGCUGUCCAGUCCAUGUAUGUAUUAGACAAAGCAGAAGCUCCACUUGGCCAGCUCAGGCAACCACAGUCCAGAGUGUCUUGAGUUGAAGAUGAUCACCAAGCCUUCCCAGCAAUGACUGGAGGUCCUCCUGCCCGUGUGUGGCCAACACAUGCUUACACACCCACACACACUUCGGCACACCACUCUUACAGUGCCAAGACACUGAACCAGGAGGUGAAGAAAAUGUCAGUGUUCAGUGUGAAAUAUUGCUCCUGCAAGUGGUGAGGCCAGUGAUGUCUGGACACCAAGAGCUUGAGAGACAGUGUAGGUCAAGGCCAUGCUGCUGAAGGGUGUAGGGGGAGACCCAACAUUCCAUAAAAGACACCUGUGUGAUAGUCUAGCAUGAAAGUGAAAGGAAGACAUAGACAGAGUAUUUACAAGUUAUGUUAUGACCCAUGACCAUUUGUGACUAUUUGUUAUUACCCGUGUUAUGUGCCAAGUAUGCCAGGCAAAUCUUUUUGAUUUGUGAAUUACUGACGUCAAAGUACUUUUUAUGUGCUAUACUCAUGAUUUUGUUUGUCCUCAUUCACUACAACUGUGAAGCAUAUCAAGAAAUACAAAGGUUUAGUGUAAUGCACCACAGACUCUGAGGACAAUGUUUAUUUGUUCUCACCCACUGAGUUACACAAUACUUCUAAGUGUGAAUAUGAGGAUGGGGUUGGUUCCCAUCCCUGUAUACUACUCUCACCCUUAGUUGCAUCAGGCCAGUACUGCCACCCUGCGGACCUUAAUGCCCGCUGACUCACAAAGGAAUCUCAGGCAGUACUGAGUUAACCUGUAUGAAGAAAAUGUUGAAUGUAUGUAAAGUUUUUGUACAUGUGUAGAUACUUAAGGAGAUAGAUGUCUCAAAGAAUGAAAUAGUUCUUUUUCAAUAUUUGCUCAUCUCUAUGAAAGCUAGACAGCAAGAUCAGCUAGACAUGUUUGACAGCUUCAUUAUUGUAGCUCUUCACUGAUUAGCGAGUUUGUUACUGAACUGUAGUCUUCUUGGUGUCUUGCUGUACAAGUUUUGAAAGAAAUAAUGGAUGAUUUUCAUGCACUGUAGGUUGUGGGGCAGCCCCUUGGGAGGAGACCAGAAUACUUCUUGCUGAAUAAAGAAAGAGUUACUUUUGAAGACUGUGUUAAUUAGAAGUUUUUAACACAGAGGAAGCAAUAAAAGCUUGCUUAUUUAUUUAGUUUUGCCUUGAGUCAUUUAGUCUGAUCUUGGACUUGUAAAUAGGUCUUUACCACGGAGUUAGGCAUCAACUUCCCAGCUACUUUGUGUUUGGCAGUAGACCCCUCAUGGCCCCUCUGCCUUCUCCCCCACCCGCUGCCCCACACCCCUACAGCCCCAGUCAGUCAUCUUCCCCUUGUUCCCAAAGCCCAUUCCAGCCCCGGCAAGUCCUGGGCCCCACAGAUCCACCCCGCCCUCCCCAUCCUCUCCAUGGGUUGCGCCUGUGGUGGUCUCCCGUUAAGGAAGUUUUCCAGUCCAGUUUAUUUCUUAGUCUUAUUGAUAGCUAUGAAAAUGUCUCAAUCUUUAAAAAAAUAAGAUCAGUCAAGUAAAAAAGAAAAAAAAAAGUGGCACUGUUUGAGGAGACUUGAAAUAUCCAUCAACCACAGAACCUUGUCAGCACUGCCAGACAUGAUGGGAGCAGGCUGGGUUGUUUAGUCAUUGGCUUCUUGUGUUAUUGAUAUUAUCAUUAUUAUUAUUAUUAUUAUUAUUAUUAUUAUUAUUAUUAUUAUUAUUAUUAUUAUUGUCAUCAUCAUUAUUAUUAUUAUUAUUAUUAUGUAUUUAUUUUUUAUUUUCCUUCAUUAUAAUCAUCAUCCUAGACUUAGAGCUAUAUGCACAAGUUGAUCAUAAAGAGGGUGAUGCUGGGCCUGGAGAAACUACAGGUUGGGGUGUCUUGAGUUCUUCAUUUUUAUACUAAUUUAUCACCACAUAUACCAAUAAAUGAAUUUUUCACAUGAUUCAUAACAAUACUACUUAGGGUGUGAUGGGAAGCAGGGGUGGAGGAGGAGUUCCUUGCCUCCCCCACCCCUGCUGACCCCUGAACCUCCCACCCACCCACCCACCCUGUACCUCACUGUCUCACCCCCUGAAGUUUUACCAAGUCCAGCUGACAGGUUUUUAUAGCAUUCCAUAUACCAAAAAAAUUAUGUAUGAAUGCCAUUGUUCAUUUUCACAUUUUGUAUAAAAGAAUUUCCAUCUCACUAGAAACAGAAGGACAUUAAAACCAGAUUUCUCUGAUAUAGUUGGAAUAUGAAUUUUAAUCUUUCCUUUUGAAGGUCUCAGACUAGUAAGCAAAAUGUUUUAAGUUGAGUCAUUUAUACACUGCAUUUCUGCAGUAAUUGUGUGGGCAUCAAACUCUGUAUUGGAUAAGAGUUACAUGCAAAUUUCCUUUUAAUUUAUUUGCUUUCUUUCUUGUAACUUCUAGUAAAAUUCAUACAGAGAAAUUUGGGUUAUCCCCAGGCCAAAGUCUUGUGUAUCUUAAAUAUUUGUACAUUAUAUAUAAAUUCUCAUUGUGUACUAGCUUAUAACAUUGUCACAAACCCCCCCAAGAGCUUCUGACUGUUGUACCACAGAUGUAUAUAUAUAUAAUAUACUUACCUCAUGCCCAGAUAACUUUGGCCCAGGGAGAACAGGAAUGGUCAGAGUAGAGAAUUAUUUCCUAAACAGUAAGAGAUAAGUUUUGUACCCUAAUUAAAUGCCGAGUAUUCAUGAGCAGAGUUGUCGUCUCUGAUUGGAGAAGAACAGCGGAGAGAAAAAGCCAUAGCAACUAAGCUUUUGUUUGAUGUUUUUAAGCUGUGAUUUUACUGUGUCUGCAUUGUCAUCUGAAAUAGACUAAAGCCUUUGUGUA